Molecule: messenger RNA, 1829 nt
Organism: Hirundo rustica (Barn swallow)
Lineage: Eukaryota; Metazoa; Chordata; Aves; Passeriformes; Hirundinidae
Gene: NODAL
Product: nodal growth differentiation factor
Exons: 3
Coding region: 1-1188 (395 amino acids)
Biological process (GO): SMAD protein signal transduction; BMP signaling pathway
Cellular component (GO): extracellular region
Molecular function (GO): type I activin receptor binding; growth factor activity; cytokine activity
Source: RefSeq, a predicted model, not a curated record
AUGCGGGUCCCGCUGCGCUCCGUGCCCGCGCUGGUGCUGUGCACCCUGACCCUGCUCCGCCUGGGCUGCGCUCCGACCCGGGCACUCACCUGGGCACCGACCGGAGCAUCCACCCGGGCACUCACCUGGGCACCCACGCGUGCUCCCGGCCGUGCCCCGGCCCGCUCCCCGCCGCGCUGUCCCCCGCUGAUGCUGCAGCUGCUCCGCGCCCCUCCAGCCCCGCUCCGCGCCGCCGCCGCCGCCGCUCUCAGCCUCUCCCCACACGGCUCCCUGCAGAACGGCUCCCGCUGGGCGCUCUCCUUCGACAUGUCGUCCCUGUCCAGCAGCCAGGAGGUGAAUCUGGCUCAGCUCCGUGUGCUCCUGCCCGGCCUCUCCCGCGCCCACAACGUCUCCCUGGACAUCUACCACAGCCAGCGGCGCAGGUGCCGGGGAGAUGGGGCCUGCGCCCACCAGCUCUUCCUGGGCACCGUGACUGGCAGCCCCUCUGCCACCCAGGCCUCCUGGAAAGUCUUUGAGGUCACCAACCUGCUGCGGUCCUGGCUGCACCAAGCCGUGGUCGCUGGGCACCGCGGUCCCACGGGAAGGGGGCACUGGGAGGAGGGUGGGUCACCUGCUCCGGCCACCGCUGCCCCGGGGCACACCGGCCACGGGGACCCAGCCCUGCCCCAGGACGUGGCAGACAGAGUCCUGCUGCUCGUCUUCUCCGAGGACAAGUCUCCAGGAGACCACAGCCUCAUCAGGACAGCGGAGACCUCCAAGUACAUCAUGCGUGAGAGCGGCUCGCAGGGCGCGGGGACGCGCCGGCAGCGCAGGAACAGGAUGGAGAGGCAAAGGAUCAAAGCGAGCGACGCGGCCGCCCCGCGGGAGCAGGGCAGGGCCCUGUGCAGGCGCGUGGACAUGAUGGUGGAUUUCGAGCAGACGGGCUGGGGCAGCUGGAUCGUUUACCCCAAGAAGUACAACGCCUACCGCUGCGAAGGGCUGUGCCCCUCGCCCGUGGACGAGACCUUCAAGCCCACCAACCACGCCUACAUACAGAGUUUGCUGCAGCUCUACAAGCCCAACCAGGUGCCGUGUCCCGCCUGCUCCCCAGUCAAGAUGAGCCCCCUCUCCAUGCUCUACUACGAGAAGGGCGAGAUCGUCGUCCGCCACCACGAGGACAUGAUCAUCGAGGAGUGUGGCUGCAACUGAGGCCACCCUGCACCCUGCCAGGAAGGUGCACGUCUGCCCAAAAGCGCCCCGAGGACCAACCCACGAGCACUGCACGCACCAGGGCGUCUCCGAGGCCCACGCUCCUGUGGGAUGGACCUGGGGAGGAGCCCGGCAGUUCUGCAGCACUGCACGGCCACAGUGCCUGGCUGGAUCCAGGCUCCAAAGGGAAAAGACCGCCGGCCACCUUCCCGUGGCACGAGGGGCUGCUCUGGAGUGGAGGGUGCCCCGAGGAGCUGGUGGCUGCUGUGCCUGGCACACAGGCAGGAGCUGAGGUGCAGGACUGGGGCACAGCAGCGUCGCUCCCUGCCGUGACACGGCUCAGGUGAUGUUGCCUUUCCCAGCCAGGGGAAUCACCAGGACCCACGGGUCCUCAGGACCCUGCAGUUCCGGCCAUGCUGAGCAUCCACACCGCCAGGAUUUUCAAUCUCCCCUGUGGUUUAGGCAUUUCUCCUAAGGAUUCUAUUAUAUUUCUAUUAAAACUAUCAGAUUUCUAUUACAACUCAGACAAGUGAAUGUAUUACCCGUUGUCCAGAGCCCCGGCUGGCAGAUCCAGGGGGGCAGCUGUUACAAACAAGUAACCACAGCUCUGCUCGAGCCUUUUCCCCCUCGCUGGAUGGGGU